Molecule: messenger RNA, 1569 nt
Organism: Sitodiplosis mosellana (orange wheat blossom midge)
Lineage: Eukaryota; Metazoa; Arthropoda; Insecta; Diptera; Cecidomyiidae
Product: SET and MYND domain-containing protein 4-like
Exons: 1
Coding region: 1-1569 (522 amino acids)
Molecular function (GO): protein binding
Source: RefSeq, a predicted model, not a curated record
AUGGUUAACCUUUGGAAAAGAGAAUCAUCCGUGCGAGACACCAAUUACUGUGAUCUUUUUUCACACUUGGGCAAUGGGCAAUACGAACACCUAUCACGGGAGUUGCAACAAGGCAAGACUGAGAAAAGCACCGAUGUUUCAAUUGCAUAUCGAUUGCAAGGCAAUGAUUUAUUCCGCGAAAAUAAAAUCGCUCAAGCCAUGGAACUGUACAACAAGAGUUUGUGCUUUGCUGAAAUCGGCACAGAAAAUGUGAGUCUGGUGUACGCGAAUCGAUCGUCAUGUUUCCUGGCUUUGAAAAUGUACGAAGAGGCUUUGAUUGACAUUGAAUUGGCCGUGAAAGCAAAGUACCCGGAUCGAUUGAUGGCCAAAUUGAUGAGACGUCAGGCCACUUGCCUUCGAUUGAUGGAAGCCGAACCGCAACGAAAACGAUUCCAACCGAAACUGAGCUUCCAAUCGCACGACCGAUACCCAUGUUUGGCAAACUCACUUGAAAUGAAGUGCAAUCAAAAAUUCGGUCGUCACAUUGUCGCAACGCGAGACAUUGAGGUCGACAAAAUGAUCCUUGUGGAACGAAAUUUUGCAUCGGUUUCAAUUGAUGAUGAGCGGAUGUCUUGUGCAAAGUGCAUGAAAACCAAAGCCAAUUUCAUCGCUUGUUCAAUGUGUACAGACGCAAUGUACUGCUGCAUCGAUUGCAUGCAACGAGAUGCCACGCACAAAAUGACGUGCGGACAAUUCAACGGUGUUGAUGGUUCUAUGAAGUUAUACAUUCAAACGGUGUUCAUAGCCAUUAGUCUCUUCAAAAACGUCGACAAUUUGAUGGAAUUCGUUGAAGAGGCUCUCAAGAGCAAUGGCAUACAAGAAUCUAUGAUGGAUGCAAAGUCACAGUAUCGAUUGUUUUUGUCGAUUCAGCCGUCAAUCAACGAGCAUGACAAAGAUGACCUUAUGUUUGAUGCCCAGAAAAUAUACAUCAUAUUACAAUCCACACCCACAAUCAAAAUACUCUUCGGCUCGGUCGCAAAACAACGUUUCCUGCAGCAUUUGGUGCUGCAUCAUUUACUUGUCACUGUACGAAAUCGAUUUCAAGUCAGCGCCGACGGAGAUCAUCUGAAAACCACAGAAAUCGCAUCGAUAACUUGUAUUUUCAACCAUUCAUGUUAUCCAAAUGCAUUCAAUCAUGUCAUUGACAAUCAAUCCGUGCUCAUCACCAUUCGACCAGUCGAAAAAGGCGAACAAUUGUUCAUUUCGUACUUGGGAGAAGAAACUGAAAAGUCAACCGAUUUUCGCCGAAUGUCUCUUAUGAACGAUUUUGGUUUCUUUUGUGAGUGUGACAAAUGCGUACCCCGCUGUUCACGGUCUGAUCGAGUUGCAAUGGAGAUGGACUCAUAUUUCAAGUACAUCAAGCAAAACUACAAAAUCGCCUUUGAUGAGAAAGUACGACGAAUCGCAUUGAAGGAGGUGUGCAUUCGGUUUCUCAACAAGUACGGCCACUUGCCGUGGUCAGACGAAUUGAAUUUGGUUACAUUCUGCUAUGUCAAGUGGUUUUUCGAGUAUUCAACCGUUGAUUAUUAA